Suricata suricatta (meerkat) is the source of this 1341-nucleotide messenger RNA. RefSeq names its product ring finger protein 181 (gene RNF181). The transcript is spliced from 5 exons. Lineage: Eukaryota; Metazoa; Chordata; Mammalia; Carnivora; Herpestidae. Gene Ontology annotation, molecular function: ubiquitin protein ligase activity. Gene Ontology annotation, biological process: protein ubiquitination. The record is from RefSeq and is a predicted model, not a curated record. Gene Ontology annotation, cellular component: cytoplasm. The coding region runs from base 52 to 513 and encodes 153 amino acids.
GGGGCCGCAGUCUACCGGGGUUCGAGGGCUGUGUCAGAUAGCCCUGCUGCCAUGGCGUCCUAUUUUGAUGAACACGACUGCGAGCCGUUGGAUUCUGAGCAGCAGGCCCGAACCAAUAUGCUGCUGGAGCUCGCAAGGUCACUUUUCAAUAGCAUGGACUUUGAAGAUUUGGGGUUGGUAGUAGAUUGGGAUCACCACCUGCCUCCACCUGCCGCCAAGGCUGUGGUUGAGAACCUUCCUAGGAGAGUCAUCAGGGGCUCUCAGGCCGAGCUCAAGUGCCCCGUGUGUCUUUUGGAAUUUGAGGAGGAGGAGACUGCCAUUGAGAUGCCUUGCCAUCACCUCUUCCAUUCCAACUGCAUUCUACCCUGGCUGAGCAAGACAAAUUCCUGCCCCUUGUGCCGCCAUGAGCUGCCCACUGAUGAUGAGACUUACGAGGAACAUAGACGAGAUAAGGCUCGCAAGCAGCAGCAAAAGCACCGACUUGAAAACCUCCACGGAGCCAUGUACACUUGAGGUGCCUGGGGCUGAGUACCAGUCUUCCAUGUCUUUCUCCUGCACAGCGAAUCCUCAUUAAAGUUUUCUUUACCCACUCUGCAUUGCAUUGCUCACAGGCCUGGGCCGGGACUUCAUUCCCUCCAUGAGGUCCUUACUGCUGUUGAGGAAGGAGGUCCUGAACCGCAGAAAGCACCAGGCUGUGUGUCCCUUCCUGCUAAGUCUACACACUGCUCCGUCUGGCCUUAGAGCAGUGGAGCCCAGGUCAAAAACCUGGCUACUAGAUCAGCCAGCGCUUGGGCCUAUGUGUUCAUUGUUGGAAAGCAAAAUGUGUCAGGGUCUGGCAUCCGAUAGCUACUUACAGAUGGUAAGGACAAACUAGCCUUCAUCCUCUCCUCUGUGAUUUUUAGUAAACCUUGGAAUCCCACAGGCUUGCUUUAGCUUCAUUGUGAAAACUGUUCUGAUCAUUUUGAAGUUGCUCUGUGGAUCCCCCACCCCCGCCCUGCCCCACACCAGUAUUACCUACUGAGGAAGCAAACUUCAAACCACACUCUUGAGUAGAAGGAGGAUCAGGUCAGUUCUUUAGACUGUUUAAAGUCCUAGAAAGUGUUUCAAGCCUUUGAGGGUUUUUGGGUAGCACCUGGCAUCCUUUGUUCCCAGCAGCCCUGCUCUCAAAGAGCAGUGGACACUCAGGACUCUCUCUGGGGGCAGAAGAUGUCUCCAUCCUUUGCCCAGGGAAAGCCAUCCUGGGUCAGUUUCUCUCUUGACUCUUCAGAACAGACUACAAACAUGCAAAUUAGAAUUCUUUUUAAUAUAUAUAUAUGUAUAUAUAUAAAAAGUACUAAAAUA